This is a messenger RNA of Mercenaria mercenaria, 1100 nucleotides long. RefSeq lists its product as uncharacterized. Lineage: Eukaryota; Metazoa; Mollusca; Bivalvia; Venerida; Veneridae. Gene Ontology annotation, molecular function: protein binding. The record is from RefSeq and is a predicted model, not a curated record. The transcript has 2 exons. The coding region runs from base 25 to 1077 and encodes 350 amino acids.
CUCGACAAAAACGAUAGUUAAAACAUGUUUACGUCUGCAGUACAUAAAAUAUUUGUUGGAUAUGUACUUACGUUUUACACACUUCGUGCAGCAGCUAGUGUUGUUCACGAAGAAAUUCUCAACCAUGUUCUGUCUGAACUGUCCGGACUAAAAGUCAAGGUCUAUGAGUGUGAUGAGAAGUUGGCUGAAAUGGAUCACAGAGUUCCCUCUCAUGACGACAAGCUAAGAACGGAGUUCUAUGACAGGAGGUUUGCUAAAAUGGAGGACAGACUUCUCGCUGCUGAACAUAACCUAAAAUCUGCUGAAAAGUUCUAUAAGAAAAAGAUAGCACAAAUGGAGAAUAAACUUCUUGUGACUGAAAACAAGCUAAAAGCGUUUGAACAGCUGUACGAAAGCUUAGAGGAAAUGGACAAUAGACUUAUGGCUUAUGGAAACAACCUGAAAACUAGAAAACAUUUCAACGACGAGGGAGCUGGAACAGAAAGCAAAGGUGCUGAAGAAGAACUUAAAACGCUUUCAAAGCCUGGCAAUAACAGUGAAGAUACAACAGCAGAAGAAGUUACAACUCAUUCCACUAAAGAUCUCGCGGAACCAAAAAGUAGAGGAAGUGGGCUAUUGCCUCAGACUCAUCUUACGAAACGGCUUCUUGGUCCAGCAAUUAGUCACCGUGUGGCGUUUUCAGCCUAUCUUUCUCCAUCUGUACAAGCUAUUUCCGAACUCGGCAGAGAACACACUAUCCCAUUUGACAAAGUUCUGCUGAAUGAAGGUCAAGCAUUUGAUACCGUGCUACAUGCCUUCAUAUGUCCAGUCAACGGGAUAUACAUGUUCCAGUCAGCACUAAUGAGUGAUCAAAAUCAGUUAAUUCAGACUGAACUAGUCAAGGAUGGAACACCUCUUGUAAGAAUGUAUGCAGCUGGAUCGGACGGAAGUCGGGGAUAUGAUCAGGGCUUCAAUUCAGCAAAUAUAAAGUGCAAUAAUGGCGAGCGAGUUUGGGUCAGAAUCCACGCACAUUUUGGUACUUCCGUGUUCGCCUGGCAAUAUUCUUCAUUUUCUGGUCACAUUCUCUGGGAAAUAUGAAAACAUAAUCGAUUAUGAAAAGA